Moneuplotes crassus is the source of this 1451-nucleotide messenger RNA. The record is from the annotation of a GenBank genome assembly. NCBI's taxonomy places the organism in Eukaryota, Ciliophora, Spirotrichea, Euplotida, Euplotidae.
UGUCUUUGACCAACAGACUUUACCUCGCAGUUGUCCUACUCUGUUUAGUGAUGACUAGCGAAGCAAGAAUGAGAGAUCCAUUCGGCCCACAAGAGGUUAGCAAUGAUGUAGACUAUCUCUGGUUCGACCAGAAGGUUGACCAUUUCGACUUGCAGAACCAUGACACCUUCAAGCAGAGGUACUGGGUGAACGAUCAGUGGUGGAGUGCUGAGAAUGGAGGAGGACCUCUCUUCUUAUACCUUUGUGGAGAAUGGACCUGUAGCAACCAGCCAGAGACUGGGUACAUUGCUCAUUUAGCUAAGGAACAUGGAGCUAUGCUUGUUGUUCAUGAACAUAGAUACUAUGGAAUGAGUCAACCUGCUGAAGACUGGAGUACUGAAAACCUCAAGUUCCUUAACACUGACCAAGCUUUGGCAGAUAUUGCAUUGUUUGCUUCUACUUUUGCUGAGGAAUUAGCUGAAAAGCACAACAUUCCAGCCAAGAGAUGGCUACUUUUCGGAGGAAGCUACCCAGGAGCUCUCGUUUCUUGGUUCAGAAAUAAGUAUCCUCAUAUUGCUUUAGGAUCCUGGUCUUCAUCAGGAGUUGUCAAUGCUAUUGAAGACUUCUACCAAUUCGAUGAGGUUGUCCACUACGCUCUUGAUAAGAACGGGGAUCAAUGUGCCGAAGCCGUCGAAGAUUUAGUUCAAUACACUAAUGAUGAGUUUGAAGCUGGAAGAGGAGAUGCCAUUAAGGCUGUCUGGAAUGCUCCAGAUAUGAGAGACGACGAAUUCCACUGGUUCUACUCAGAUGUUAUUGCUGAGACUAUUCAAUAUGGAGGAAGAUCUGAGCUCUGCCAAAGAGUCCAUGACUUAAAUAAGGACUAUGAAGCUAUUAAUAAAAUGAUUUAUGAAUGGCAAGUUGGAGCAAGAAUGGGAAGAGAUGACUACUGGUCUGUUUCUCUUCAAGAAGAGAAAAUCGAUUUCUCUAAGAACGGGAGACAAUGGACUUACCAAUACUGUAAUCAAUUUGGAUACCUUCAGACCCCUGCUAAAAACACUGAACCUCUUAAGAAUAAGGGAUUAGAUAUGAACUUCUGGAUUGAUUACUGUUCAAGAAUCUUCGGAAGACCAACCUCUCCUAAAUCCACUCACUGGAACAUCAGAUAUGGAGGUGCUAACCCAGCUAUCAGCAAAGUUAUCUACAUGAACGGAGAUGAAGAUCCAUGGAAGCCAAGUAGUAUCUUGGAGACCAAAAAUCCAUUCAUCCAUACCUUCCCUAACCUGUGCGAUAACUGUGCUCAUUGCGUUGACUUGCAAAAGCCAGUCGACACUGAUGACAAGGAAAUCCUUAAGAACAGAAAGAAGGCUGAAAAGAUUGUCACCAGAUGGCUUAAGCUCGAAAAGAAGAUCGAAAGCAUGGAUGUCCCAAUCUCAGAUAGAGAAGCUAUGACCUUGAAGAACAUUAUGAAGUAA